AUGACGCCUCCUCUUAUCACCCUCGAAGAGCACUUCUUCUCCUCGGCGGUCCCCGAGAUCCUCAAGCCAAAGUACUCGGAACAGCUGAAGCAUGUCGAUGGCGUAUAUGACAAGGCCGUCGAUCUCGGCGCUCUACGUCUCCGUGACAUGGACGCUGGCGGUGUCGCACUUCAGGUCAUCAGCCACGUACCAGGUCUUUCUGACAACCCCGUCGCCUGUCAUGCAGCCAACGACCAACUGGCCGGUGUUAUCAAGGCCAAAGAUCAAAGCAAAGGCCGCUUCGCCGGGUUCGCCGUGGCACCCAUGGGCCAUCCAGACCAGGCAGCCGCGGAGCUUCGCCGGGCCGUCACCGAGCUGGGUUUCGUCGGCGCCCUAGUUGACAACCACCAUAACGGCAAGUUCUUCGAUGGGCCGGAAUACGAGCCGUUCUGGGCAGCUGCCGAGGAGCUCGACGUACCGAUAUACCUUCACCCAACGUGGGCCAGCGAAGACAUGGUGCCGCACUAUCAAGGCAACUUUACCCAAGGGGCGGCCAUGAGUAUGGCUUCGAGCGGCUUGGGAUGGCAUACCGAGACGGCGCUGCAUGUGCUUCGACUGUUCGCUUCCGAAUUGUUCGACAGACACCCAAAGCUCAAGAUUAUCAUCGGCCACAUGGGGAGACGAUACCCUUCAUGUUGGAGCGAAUCCAGAUGGGGGGAUUUCCAGCGAGACUUCAAAACAGUCUAUGACGAGAACAUAUGGAUUACCACGAGCGGCGUCUGGAGUCUCAAUCCACUAAGGUGCAUCUUGGCGAACACGAAGCUGGAUCACAUCCUGUAUAGUGUCGACUAUCCCUUUCAGAAAAACGAGAUUGGUCUCGAGUGGAUCAAGGACUUGGAAAAGAGCGGGCUGGUCAAUGAGGAGGAACUUGAUGCCAUUGCGUACGGGAACGCAGAGAAGCUUUUGGGCGUAAAGGUACCCAAGUUAUGA
This is a messenger RNA of Neurospora tetraspora, 969 nucleotides long. RefSeq lists its product as uncharacterized. The coding region runs from base 1 to 969 and encodes 322 amino acids. The transcript has 2 exons. Gene Ontology annotation, cellular component: cytosol; cytoplasm. Gene Ontology annotation, molecular function: carboxy-lyase activity; hydrolase activity. The record is from RefSeq and is a predicted model, not a curated record. Gene Ontology annotation, biological process: secondary metabolic process. Lineage: Eukaryota; Fungi; Ascomycota; Sordariomycetes; Sordariales; Sordariaceae.